AUGGCAACGACCAUGUCCCCCCGCCUCGUCCGCCUUGCCCCUCCCCUCGCCCACCUUCGACCGACCGCAGGUUCCCGGGUGUUCGUGGCGCGGUUCAGUACGAGCGAUGACGACGUCAUAAAAACCCAGCAGAUCCCGGCGCCGGGAUCCGGGCAUGUACGCGUGCUACAAAUGAAUCGCCCCCAGGCCCGCAAUGCGAUCUCGCGUCACCUGCUCGAAACCCUCUCUAAGCAGGUAAAUGACAUUGCCGCGGAAGGGGGUAAUGGGCCUACCAGAGCUUUGGUGGUGGCAAGCAAUGUGGAUGCAGCAUUCUGCGCAGGCGCAGAUCUCAAGGAACGAGCCAAUAUGAGCCAGGCCGAGACAGAAGCAUUCCUCGAGAAGCUCCGCGGCACCUUUAAAGACCUCGCCGCCCUCCAAAUCCCCACAAUCUCCGGAAUCUCGUCCAUGGCCCUCGGUGGCGGCCUGGAACUCGCGCUAUGCACCCACCUGCGCGUGUUCGGCUCGUCCAGCGUAGUCGGACUCCCCGAAACCCGGCUCGCCAUCAUCCCAGGUGCCGGCGGCACGUACCGUCUGCCCGGGUUGAUCGGGGUGCCGCGCGCGCGAGACCUCAUCCUGACCGGCCGUCGGGUGUCGGGCCCAGAGUCCUACUUCAUUGGGCUCUGCGACCGCCUGGUCGAGGUGCUUCCGGAAGAAGCAGCCCAAGAGGGCGUGGCGCGCGAGAAGGUUCUACGCGAAAGUAUUAAACUGGCGCUGGAUAUCUGCGAGGGCGGGCCCAUUGCCAUCAGACAGGCUCUGCGGGCUGUGCAGGGGUUCGCACUGGGUGAGGUGGCUGAGAAUGACGCCUAUGCCGGGGUCGUCGAGACAGAUGAUCGGUACGAGGCGUUGCGCGCCUUUGCGGAAAAGCGGAAGCCUGCGUUCCGGGGGAGGUAG
Messenger RNA from Penicillium alfredii, 930 nucleotides. Its product is annotated as putative mitochondrial methylglutaconyl-CoA hydratase (Auh). Gene Ontology annotation, cellular component: mitochondrion. Bases 1 to 930 code for a protein of 309 amino acids. Gene Ontology annotation, biological process: fatty acid beta-oxidation. The record is from RefSeq and is a predicted model, not a curated record. NCBI's taxonomy places the organism in Eukaryota, Fungi, Ascomycota, Eurotiomycetes, Eurotiales, Aspergillaceae. Gene Ontology annotation, molecular function: enoyl-CoA hydratase activity. The transcript has 2 exons.